Molecule: messenger RNA, 1821 nt
Organism: Notechis scutatus (mainland tiger snake)
Lineage: Eukaryota; Metazoa; Chordata; Lepidosauria; Squamata; Elapidae
Gene: QRSL1
Product: glutaminyl-tRNA amidotransferase subunit QRSL1
Biological process (GO): mitochondrial translation; glutaminyl-tRNAGln biosynthesis via transamidation
Cellular component (GO): glutamyl-tRNA(Gln) amidotransferase complex; mitochondrion
Molecular function (GO): glutaminyl-tRNA synthase (glutamine-hydrolyzing) activity
Source: RefSeq, a predicted model, not a curated record
UGCCCCCAUAGGUGCCUUCCUGCAGUAUCAAUAACAGAAGUUCGUACAGCGAAGGAAGGUCUGCUGGUCUCUCGGAAUCUUCCAUCCCGGGAUGCCGGGAAAGAUGCUGCGCUCCUCGCUCCGAGAGAUUUCUGCAGCAUUAAAGAAAGGCCAUGUCAGCUCAACUGAACUUUGUCAGAAAUGUCUCUCGUUAAUAAAAACUACCAAAUUUCUUAAUGCUUACAUAACAGUAACAGAAGACACAGCAUUAAAACAAGCUCAGGCAUCAGAGGAGAGAUACAGACAAGGUCAGCCAUUGGGUGAUUUAGAUGGUAUUCCUGUUGCUGUGAAAGACAACUUCAGCACUGCUGGCAUUGAAACAACAUGUGCAUCCAAGAUGUUAAAAGGUUAUAUCCCACCAUACAAUGCGACAGUAGUUCAAAAAUUGCUGGAUCAAGGAGCUGUACUGCUUGGAAAAACAAAUCUAGACGAAUUUGCCAUGGGGUCUGGAAGUACAGAUGGGGCAUUUGGGCCAGUGCGGAACCCCUGGAGUUAUUCAAGGCAGUACAGAGAAAAAUGUGCACCAACCUCCCUUGCUCAACACGACGAUACCGGCUGGCUGAUAACUGGAGGGAGCUCUGGCGGCAGUGCUGCCGCGGUGUCCUCUUUCACAUGCUUUGCGGCUCUGGGAUCUGAUACAGGAGGUUCCACAAGAAAUCCAGCCUCCCUCUGUGGAGUUGUCGGCCUAAAGCCCAGCUAUGGCCUCAUUUCCCGCUAUGGUCUCAUCCCACUUGUGAACUCAAUGGAUGUCCCAGGCAUUUUAACCAGAUGUGUUGAUGAUGCAGCUGCUGUGUUAGGUGUUCUUGGCGGGCAUGACCCAAAAGAUUCAACCACAGUGCAAGAUCCCUUUUGUCCAUUUCAGCUAUCUAACUUGAUAGAUAUGAAGAAUCUUUGCAUUGGGAUUCCAAAGGAAUACCAUACUGCAGGAUUAUCUGAUGAGACUCUAGCCAUGUGGUCCAAGGCAGCUGACCUCUUUGAGAGGGCUGGAGCUAAAGUGAUGGAAGUGAGCCUGCCCCAUACUUCCUAUUCCAUUGUCUGUUACCAUGUGUUAUGUGCAGCAGAGGUAGCUUCUAAUAUGGCUCGAUUUGAUGGUCUGGAGUAUGGGCAUCGCAGCAGUGCUGAGCAGUCCACAGAAGCUUUGAUUGCAGCCACACGCCGAGAAGGUUUUAAUGAUGUUGUAAGGGGAAGAAUUCUAUCAGGGAACUACUUCUUGCUAAAACAAAAUUAUGAGAAUUAUUUCAUCAAAGCUCAGAAAGUAAGAAGACUCAUAGCCACUGAUUUUGCAAAACUCUUCCAUUCUGGUGUGGAUGUACUACUCACCCCAACUACCUUGAAUCAGGCUAUGUUGUAUCAAGAAUUCAUCAAGGAAGACAAUAGGACUCGCAGCACACAGGAUGAUCUCUUCACUCAGGCUGCCAACAUGGCCGGGUUGCCAGCUGUAAGUGUUCCUUCAGCCCUCUCAGGAAAGGGCUUGCCGAUUGCAUUGCAAUUUAUUGGCCGUGCUUUUCAUGAGCUGCAGCUCCUCACCGUAGCCAGAUGGUUUGAAACACAAGUGCAAUUCCCUGCCUUAGACCUAGAAGGAAUUAUGGAUCCUCUUGAUACUAUGUCUCACCAGAAGUCGGCAUUUUUUUCAUGAGCAAUGAUGGGACACUUUAUUAUUUAUACAAUAAAAAAAGAUUUAGAAAAGUACAAAUCUCUGUGUAUCAAAGCUUUCAAUGUACUAUUUUUUUUUACAAACGAAACACUUCUCAUUGAAGAUUUAAUAAAGACUUAUUAAAAUAC